AUGAAUAAUUUUUCUCAUGUUCCCCCGGGUUUUCGGUUCCACCCCACUGAUGAAGAACUUGUUGACUACUACCUGAGGAAGAAAGUUACCUCAAGAAGGAUUGACCUAGAUGUCAUAAAAGAUGUUGACCUCUAUAAAAUUGAGCCAUGGGACCUUCAAGAGCUUUGCAGAAUAGGAACAGAAGAGCAAAAUGAAUGGUACUUCUUUAGCCAUAAAGAUAAGAAGUAUCCAACUGGAACUCGCACAAAUAGAGCAACAGCAGCAGGGUUUUGGAAAGCAACUGGAAGAGACAAAGCAAUCUAUUCGAAGCAUGACUUGAUAGGGAUGAGGAAAACCCUAGUCUUUUACAAAGGUAGAGCCCCCAAUGGACAAAAAUCAGAUUGGAUCAUGCACGAGUAUCGACUUGAAACAGAUGAAAAUGGCACACCCCAGGAAGAAGGAUGGGUUGUGUGUAGAGUAUUCAAGAAGAGACUAACAACCAUGCGUAAACUGAGUGAGCAUGAUUCUCCCUGUUGGUAUGAUGACCAAGUCUCUUUCAUGCAAGACAUGGAUUCACCAAAGCAAAGCUCUCAACCAAAUUUGCCCUACCAGUUCCCAUUUCCAUGCAAGAAAGAGCUUGAUUUGCCAUACAAUUUGCCUCUCCACCUUCAAUUGGAGAACCAAAAACUUCUUCAAGCUGCCUCCAACUCAAUGACACCAUAUGGUGUAGAAGAAAGCCACCAUGCCAUGCAGCCAGCAUCAAUCAUGCAACAAGUUCAACACUCUGGUCCACAAAAUUUUCAGACAGUUUUUGGAAACCAUGGCAAUGAACAAGUGGCUGAUUGGAGAGCUCUUCACAAGUAUGUUGCUUCACAACUUAGUCAGGAAGAUGCUCCCAAAGAGAAUAGUUUCUCAAACUCUGGCAACAACAACAUCUUUCAUGUGAAGAACAGUAGCAAUGUUGAACAGUUGAGGGACUUGGACAAAGAGGAAAUGAUGCCUGAAAAUGCCUCAACUUCAAACUCAAGCUGUCCAAUUGACAUGUGGAAAUAG
Messenger RNA from Sphenostylis stenocarpa, 1032 nucleotides. The record is from the annotation of a GenBank genome assembly. NCBI's taxonomy places the organism in Eukaryota, Viridiplantae, Streptophyta, Magnoliopsida, Fabales, Fabaceae.